This is a messenger RNA of Olea europaea var. sylvestris, 996 nucleotides long. RefSeq names its product transcription factor MYB64-like. Gene Ontology annotation, biological process: regulation of DNA-templated transcription. The transcript has 2 exons. The record is from RefSeq and is a predicted model, not a curated record. The coding region runs from base 1 to 996 and encodes 331 amino acids. Gene Ontology annotation, cellular component: nucleus. Gene Ontology annotation, molecular function: DNA-binding transcription factor activity, RNA polymerase II-specific; RNA polymerase II cis-regulatory region sequence-specific DNA binding. Lineage: Eukaryota; Viridiplantae; Streptophyta; Magnoliopsida; Lamiales; Oleaceae.
AUGGUUCUGUCCGAUAAACAUGGCUCCGAGUACAAAUCUAUAGUGCAGGCACCUUCUCCUCAUCAUCACCAUCACCACUACCAUGCACCGGUGCAAACCUCGACUAACGGUGGUACUGGUCUAAAGGUAGCGGAGGGGUUUGUUUAUGGCACUGGGUGGUGGGAAGUUUGGUUUUGUUGUACUGAAGAUGAAGAGAGAGAGUUAAUUCAAGCACAUGAAAGACUUGGAAAUCAGUGGGCGGCGAUAGCUAAGUACAUUCCUGGAAGAACUAAAAAUUCAACAAAGAAUCACUGGAAUGCCACAAAAAGGAGGUAUAUUUCAAGGAGAAAGAUAAAGAAAGUAAAAGGACAUAGAAGACAGUCAACACUAUUACAAGAUUACAUCAUAAAAAAGUAUUUCAGUAAUGGUUCCACCUCCACUAACUCAAAUUCCGUUACCACCACCACUGCAGCAAAUCCGUCCAACGCCGGCACACCACUCUUUGAUGAUGAUGACUCUACACCCUUUUUCAGUUUCGAAUCAUGCAAUGACGAAAUGGAUUUUAUGAAAACCCUCUUUGAAAACAAUCAAUCUAUCGAUUCAAUUACAGUCGAUCAUUGUCAACCAAUGAAUCUAGCUGAAGGGACAUCUGAGAAUACUUAUAGCUUCAACAUUGAUGAAAAUUAUAAUCAUCCCAAUAUCUUCUUCACUUUCCCGGAGAUUUUACAGACAACUAAUUCUCAACUGCCUGCUAUAGAAUAUGUGGAAAAUGACGUAUUCCAUUCUGCUCCAAAUCCUACGGGGAAUAAAUUUUUCCCUUCUGAGAAUUCAGAUUUAAUCAUUGAAUUUAAUUCUAACUUUCGAAGCGUGGAAACUGAAGCUUCACAGAUUUAUCCUGAUGAGUUGUACUUUUCAUAUCAAUGGGAUGGAGGUAAUGUUGGAAAUACAAAUUCAACAACAAAUUUGCCAACAAUUGAUCAAGGUACAACCUUUGGAAGCACAAUGGAUAGGGAUUGA